ACAAUUUAUAUCCUAGCCUGAUGAGUGGUUUGAUACGUUUUAGUAUCAAGAUUUUGCAAUGCAAAGGCUCAAUCUUGCGAUUAUAAAUUGGUGACGUUAUGGAGCUGAAAGUAUGGGUAGAGGGUAUACAGCGUAUUGUAUGUGGUGUUACAGAAACCACUACAUGUCAGGAUGUAGUAUAUGCUCUUGCCCAUGCUACAGGACAAACAGGUAGAUUUACUUUGGUGGAAAGAUGGAGGUCAAAUGAGCGUCUCUUAGCUCCUUAUGAAAAUCCUCUGAAGAUUUUAAUGAAAUGGGGAGAAUAUUCGUCAGAAGUACAGCUUAUAUUAAGGCGCUCCACACCAGACAGCAAUAAAGCUCCUAGUUCGUUAGGAACACGUUUGAACCAUGGUCCACGUUUAAACGGUGUGGUCAACUCAGCUUUGGAGCAUGCCACAACUCCCACUAGUGGCCAGGAUGAAACUAAGAACAGCACAACUUCAAAUUCCGAAUUUGAUGAUUUCCAAGGGUGUCUUGAUAGAAAUCGUGACACCAGAAAAUCAUUAACAUUUGGGGGGUUGCAUGGAAAUGUCAUGGAAAAUAAUACAGAAAUUCAGAUGGAAAACGUUGCCAUAGUUCAACCCACGCCUCAUUUAAAAAAUAAAGAAUUGAACAUGAGGAAAAACGUACAAAAGGCGGCACAAUCUCCCACUCGUGCUAGCAGCAGCGAAAGUAACACCCAUGUAUCACAAAAGAAAGUCCGCGAAGUUCCCCCAUAUAGGGAUCCUCCAGGUCCAGCUUCUCCACCAUUAAGAACUCUACCACCAUACAGGGAUCCUCCACCCCCAAACUUAAAUAGUCCUGGAAGAUCACAGUUUCAGUCUAGUACAAAUAGUGGAAGUCCUCAUCUUCAUAAGGAGGAUCAACCAUCUUCUAGUAACUCUGUCAAGCUAAAGAGGAACCUCAUCCAGGAGUUUCAGGAUACGAAGGGACAAACUCAAUCUGUCAAUCAAUUAUCUGGUCAAACUCAAAAUAUGGUCACCGUUGUUUACACUCAACGAUACGUUGAACUCAUCAGACUAGUCAAUAAGCAACGUGAUACUAUUAAUGCACAGCAAGCAGAUCUUACUAAAUUUGAUGCUGAAAUAUUAUAUUGGGAAACUAAGAAUAGAGAGCAAAUGCAUCAGAUGGAUUAUAUUUCCCAAGAGGUAAGCCGUAUGGAGUCUACUGGUCGUCUCAUCGAAGAACAGUUAAAGGAACUAGCGCAUGUAGAAGAGGAGAGUGAAAUAGUCAGACAACAGGAGAAAACUUUGAAGUCAGAAAUUACUCUGUUAAGAUCGAAACUUGCAAACUGUGAAACAGAAUUGCUUCAGUGUAAAAAUAAAAUCAGAUUAGUUAUGGAGGAACUCGCCAUAGAACAACACAAUAUAAGUCGCGAAACAGAUGAAAGACAAAUAAUGGAACGUAAAAUCAUUAGCGAAGUUGAGCAUCUUCAAAAUGAGGUAGAACAAGCUAAACGUUCUGCAGAGUUAGCUUCGCAAUGUGCAGAAUCAUUAAAACUUGAAGUAGUAAGUUUGGAGUCGGCCAUUGUUGAAAAAAAAUUGCAAGUGGAACGACUGGUGGCUGAUAUGAAAGAAGCUAAUUUGCAAAGUCUAGCUGUUGCUUGCCAAGACGAACAAGUCAAGUCAUUAUUGGAAGGUGCACAUAAGCCUGGCAGUACACGAAAAAUGAUAGGCUCUCCGAGACAAUUAGAGACUGCAGUACCUACCAGCAAAAAUCCACACGGUGUCUGGGUAUAAGCGUAUAUUAAGUCAAUGUAUUUUAAUAAGUCAAACAUAACAAUUUCCGUUCUUAAAACAUUUUGUACAGAGAUAUGUGCUGCGUGCACAUUUAGUAAGAACACUGCAAGCAAAGAAAGUAUUCUCCUUUUGUAUCGUUUAUGAACACAAUUUAUAGCUGUUCGUUUCAUUCA
Messenger RNA from Dufourea novaeangliae, 1951 nucleotides. It is a transcript of the gene RASSF8, whose product is annotated as ras association domain-containing protein 8. The transcript has 9 exons. Gene Ontology annotation, biological process: signal transduction. Lineage: Eukaryota; Metazoa; Arthropoda; Insecta; Hymenoptera; Halictidae. The coding region runs from base 99 to 1778 and encodes 559 amino acids. The record is from RefSeq and is a predicted model, not a curated record.